CUCUCCUCGCACCCCGCGCGCCCUGGCCCGGCCCGGCCCGUGAAGGAAUGGAGGGCGGUGGCGGGGCCGCGGCCGAGUCCGCGGCAGGGACGGAGUCGGAACCGGCUCUGGGAGCCGGGACGGCGCUCGGAGGGGCGGCGGGAGCCCCCCUCGGCUACCUGCACGUCCUGUGGCAGCGAGAGGAGCCAGCCGGCAAGAUCCCGGCCCGCCGCCUGCGCAGGGCCGCCCGCCUCCACCGCCGCCUGGGGCCUACGGGCAAGGAGAGCCACGCUCUGAAGAGGCUGCGUGAGGCUGCCAACGGCAAUGAUCUGGAUACAGUGCAGCAACUCCUGGAGGAUGGAACUGACCCCUGUGCUGCAGAUGAUAAAGGCCGGACAGCCCUGCACUUUGCCUCCUGCAAUGGCAACGAUCACAUUGUGCAACUGCUUCUGGAUCACGGGGCUGACCCAAAUCAGAGAGAUGGGCUGGGAAACACUCCCUUACACUUGGCUGCCUGCACGAACCAUGUUCCCGUCAUCACCACGCUGCUGCGCGGAGGGGCCAGAGUCGAUGCCUUGGAUCGAGCUGGCAGAACCCCGCUGCACCUCGCUAAGUCGAAGCUAAACAUCUUACAGGAAGGAAUCUCCCACAGCCUGGAGGCCGUGCGCCUUGAAGUGAAACAGAUUAUCCAGAUGUUGCGGGAAUACCUGGACCGUCUGGGGAGGCAUGAGCAAAAGGAACAGCUGGAUGACCUCUGCUCUAAGCUACAGAUGACCAGCACAAAGGAGCAGGUGGAUGAGGUUACAGACCUCCUGGCCAGCUUCACAUCGCUCAGCCUGCAGAUGCAGAUGGAGAAGAGGUAACAGGCUUCCAAGUCCUCUCAUCAUUGUGAUCCAGAAGGAGAAGGCUUAGAGAAGAAGGCCUGCAUCUCUGAAUAAACAUUGCAGGCCCUGAGGGUGCUGCCAUGGUUGCCUCAUGAGGAGGCAGUAAGAUUUGACAAGAGAGUGCUGCAGCUGAGACUUUUGGGGAAAAAAAAUAGGCUGGCACUGAAUAGGGUACCCCUUCCAGAGCAGAGGUAUUCUGCCUUCUCCUUAGCACUGCAGUUCAGUGCAGGUGGUGGCUAAUGCCAUGGAAAAUUGCCAGCAUCACAGAUCUAUCUGCUUGCAACAGGCAUCUUUUGCCACCACUGCAGUAUUAAACUGCAUGGGGGGGGGGUGGGAAGUGGGCAUCUUGGACAACAGAAGGCUUUGUACUAUAGGAAUAACACGUCCCUAAUUCUGUGUGGUAGCAGCUGAGCAAACACACUGCCUUAAGAAGCAUGCACCAAGACGUAAUCCUAAACUUCCCUAGAGCCUGCAGAGUAUCUGACCAGUUAGGGGUGGGAUACAAUGCUUUUAAUCAGACUGACAGGUUCCACUGGGCCUGGUUUUUGAAGCACUGCUGAAAGACAGUGCUUAAAUCUCAGAGUGAAACACUUGUGAAGAAUACCCAGGUAGGCAUCAGGUCAGAGCUACCCUGAUGCAACAGUGAGGGUUAGGGAAUGACUUAAUCCUACUGCAGUUUUAGGCAUGCAUCUACAUUUUAUUUGAAGAAAAAAAACCCACCAAAGUCAUUCUAAGUGACUUUUCUGUAUCCACUACUGGCUGUUUCAGGCCGGGGUCCAGUAGCAACAGAAGGUGCCCCACAUCGUUGGGUUGGGGUGGAGGUGGAUUUGUGGCUGUGGCAGCCAAACCCAAAACUGGCUGACACCCAUCGUGUGUUUCUUGCUUGUGGAGACGCACAGCUCCAUGGUCUGAAGUUCAGCUUGAGGAAUGAGUAACGACUUCUGCUGGGAGCCCAGAGUAAUGCAGCUGUGAAGGAUGCGGGGAAUCUCCCUUGCUGCUCUCUGGUUGGUAACAGAGACAGGGUAGUUUUGCUUUGAAGCAGGGAUCUGUGAAGUCUUGGAGGUGGGGCGUGAGCGAUAGCAGGAUGACAAGAAAAUGUGCCGCAGUUCCCACCUGCAUCAGAAUACGCAUUGUUCUAGGUGUGCUGGAAGCUGUGCUGGCUGGGGCUGUCACUGUGAGUGCUGGUACUUUGUUAUGACGUGCUGGAUGGGAAGGAUUCUGAGGGGGUGGGAGACAAUCUGACCUUUUCAUAUUUCAAACUUCAAUAAAAUCCUGUCAGCCUUUU
Lagopus muta (rock ptarmigan) is the source of this 2148-nucleotide messenger RNA. RefSeq names its product ankyrin repeat domain 54 (gene ANKRD54). Gene Ontology annotation, molecular function: protein binding; protein kinase regulator activity. Gene Ontology annotation, biological process: regulation of intracellular signal transduction; regulation of protein kinase activity. Lineage: Eukaryota; Metazoa; Chordata; Aves; Galliformes; Phasianidae. The transcript is spliced from 8 exons. The coding region runs from base 48 to 842 and encodes 264 amino acids. The record is from RefSeq and is a predicted model, not a curated record. Gene Ontology annotation, cellular component: nucleus; cytoplasm.